UCCUUUUGGUCCUGUUUUUCAGCUGUGGUGUCUGUGGAUGGGCGGCCCGUGCGACUGCAGCUCUGUGACACGGCGGGACAGGACGAGUUCGACAGGCUGCGGCCCCUGUGCUACACCAACGCGGACAUCUUCCUGCUCUGCUUCAGCGUGGUCAGCCCCUCCUCCUUCCAGAACGUCACCGAGAAGUGGGUGCCCGAGAUCCGGCGCCACUGCCCCAAAGCCCCCAUCAUCCUCGUGGGCACGCAGUCGGACCUCCGGGAAGACAUCAAAGUCCCCAUCGAGCUGGACAAGUGCAAGGAGAAGCCGGUGCCCGAGGAGGCGGCCAAGCUGUGCGCGGAGGAGAUCAAAGCCGCCUCCUACAUCGAGUGCUCGGCCCUGACGCAGAAGAACCUCAAGGAGGUCUUCGACGCGGCCAUCGUGGCCGGCAUCCAGUACUCGGACACGCAGCAGCAGCAGCCAAAGAAGCCCAAGAGCAGGACUCCGGACAAAAUGAGGACUCUCUCCAAGUCCUGGUGGAAGAAGUACUGUUGCUUCGUAUGAUGCUGGCGAGACCCUGGGGAGGCCUGGAGAC
This is a messenger RNA of Myotis brandtii (Brandt's bat), 571 nucleotides long. RefSeq names its product ras homolog family member U (gene RHOU). The annotation marks the transcript as partial. The transcript is spliced from 2 exons. Gene Ontology annotation, molecular function: GTP binding; GTPase activity. Gene Ontology annotation, biological process: small GTPase-mediated signal transduction. NCBI's taxonomy places the organism in Eukaryota, Metazoa, Chordata, Mammalia, Chiroptera, Vespertilionidae. The record is from RefSeq and is a predicted model, not a curated record.